AUGUUGGUCGAAGGAGCACGGAGGUUGGGAACUUUGUCUGAGAUGGAGAUCCAGGCAAUCCACCAAAAUUUACACUGGGAACCUAAUAACAUACAGAAUGCCAAUUAUACUUCGGAUGAGGAUGAAUUCGAAAGUGGAAACAGUACAGCAAAACUGUACGAACGAUCGCGUAUUAAAGCACUUGCAGACGAACGUGAGGUUGUUCAGAAAAAGACAUUCACAAAAUGGGUGAACUCCCACCUUUCGGUUGUGUCUUGCAACAUCGAAGAUCUAUACCUAGAUCUAAGGGACGGGAAAAUGCUCCUAAAACUCUUAGAGAUAUUAUCUGGUGAACGUCUUCCUCGACCCACAAGGGGAAAAAUGCGAAUCCAUUGUUUAGAGAAUGUUGACAAGUCCUUAAAUUUCCUGUGUGAUCAGCAUGUUCACCUAGAAAAUGUGGGUGCCCACGAUAUCGUAGACGGAAAUUCACGAUUAACACUUGGACUUAUUUGGACAAUUAUUUUGCGUUUCCAAAUCCAAGAUAUAAUUGUUGAAGAAUAUCAGACAAGUGAAACCCGAUGCGCUAAAGACGCUUUGUUAUUGUGGUGCCAAAUGAAAACUGCAGGUUAUCCCAAUGUAAAUGUUCGGAACUUUACGACAAGUUGGCGUGAUGGUUUAGCUUUUAAUGCUUUAAUUCAUAAACACCGACCUGAUCUAAUUGAAUACUCCAAACUGUCUAAAUCAGAGCCAAUUAAAAACCUGACUACCGCCUUCAGUGUUGCCGAAGAAAAAUUAAAUCUUCAUCCUCUUUUAGAACCAUCUGACGUGGCUGUUGAACAACCAGAUGAAAAGUCUAUUAUUACCUAUGUUGUUACAUAUUAUCACUACUUUAACAAAAUGAAAGCUGAUACUGUACAUUCGAAAAGGAUUGGUAAGGUCGUCAACCAGGCCAUUGAAACUGAUGACAUGAUCAAUCAAUAUGAACAAUUAACUUCUGAUCUUCUUGACUGGAUAAAGAAAACCAUAAAGCUUUUAGACGACCGUACAUUCGCCAAUUCACUUUCGGGUGUUCAACACCAGUUAGCUGGCUUCAACACUUACCGAACCGUCGAAAAACCUCCCAAGUUCAGAGAAAAAGGGGGUCUUGAAGUUUUACUUUUCACUAUUCGCAGUAAAAUGCGUGCCAACAAUCAAAGACAAUAUAAUCCACCCGAAGGAAAAAUGAUAGCAGAUAUAAAUCGUGCCUGGGAAAUGCUUGAAAGAGCUGAACAUGCACGGGAAUUAGCUGUACGAGAUGAACUUAUACGUCAGGAGAAGUUGGAACAACUUGCCUCUCGUUUCGACCGUAAAGCUGGAAUGCGAGAAACUUGGCUUACAGAUAAUCAACGACUCGUUUUACAAGAGUUCUUUGGUGAUAACCUUGCUGCUGUUGAAGCUGCAACAAAGAAGCAUGAGGCCAUAGAAACAGAUAUAUAUGCAUAUGAAGAGCGUGUAAAUGCUAUGGUUAAUGUUGCAGAGGAGCUGAAGAGAGAAAAUUAUCAUGCUCAUGAAAAUAUCCAGUUGCGGAGGGAUAAAGUACUUGCUAUGUGGCGUAAUCUAUUGGACUCACUUAGCAUUAGACGCCAGCAUCUAGAACUAAGUUUACAGUUACAACAUAUCUUCCAAGAAAUGACCUAUUUGAUGGAUUGGAUCGAAGAAAUAAAGAGCCGUCUUAAGUCGCAGGAUUAUGGUAAACAUUUGAUGGGUGUUGAGGACCUCUUGCAAAAGCAUAAUUUAUUGGAAGCUGACAUUCGUGUCCUCGGCGGUAGAAUGAAUCAGGUUGUUGACCAGGCCACCCCAUUUAUUGUUGGGUCAUUUACGCCGGAUAUGGGUGCAUACAAACCAAUUGAACCCGAAAUAGUUCAGGAGCGUACUGAAAAAUUACGUGCGGCGUAUGAUGAUUUACAUGACUUGGCGGAGGCUCGUCUUCGUGGUCUUCGGGAUUCACGGGAAAUGUGGCAAUUUUUCUGGGAUAUGGAGGAUGAAAAGGAAUGGAUCAAAGAAAAAAGCCAGCUUAUGUCCAGUCCAGACUUGGGUCAUGAUCUAAGUUCAGUAAGUCGACUUUUACGUAAACAUAAAGCUCUUGAAGAAGAGUGUCAAAUGCAUCGAGCUGUUUUAGAAGAUGCAUUGAAGCAUGGUGAACAACUUAUUACUGAUGGAAAUCAAGGUGGUGAGCAAAUAUCCCAGCGUAUCGUUGAAAUGAAUCAAUUAUGGGGUCAAUUAGUUGACUUGAUAACAGAGCGUAAACAACGCCUAAUUGAGUCACAGGAUUUCUUCCAACUAAUGGCAGACUGUGAUGAUGCAGAUGUAUGGUUGACUGACCAACAACGCAUUGUUAGCAACGAAGAUGUAGGUCUUAAACAAGCCACAACAGUGUCUUUACUGAAAAACAACCAGGAAGUUAUGGAUAAUCUUCAAAACUACCAAGAAACAAUAUCUCAACUAAAUCAAGAUGCAUCACGAGUUUCUGAUUAUCCAGACAGUGAUGCCACAGCUAUAGCACAUCGUUUAGAUGCGGUCGAUCAACAUUAUGCUUUAGUAAAAGAAUUAUGUAGAUUACGGCAUAAACGUUUAAAUGAUGCUCUUUCGAUGUAUAAACUGUUUGAUGACUCAGAUACCGUACGUACAUGGAUAACUGAAAAAGAAAAACUUUUGACGACAUUAGUUCCAAGUGACGAAAUUGAAGAAUUGGAGGUUAUUCGACAUCGGUUCGAAUGUUUCGAAAAAGAAAUGGCUGGAAACGCCAAAAAGGUUGGUAGUGUAAAUCUACUUUCAGAAGAAAUGUUAGAUAAAGCUCAUCCAGACGCUGAAAAGAUAUUAAGACAUCAAGAUGAACUUAACGCAUCAUGGAAUGAGUUAGCCGACCUUGUUGACAAACAAAAAAGACAAUUAGAUUUAUCUUACCAGUAUAAUCAAUUUUUAAUCGAAAGUUCAGAAACAGCGAAUUGGAUAAAAGAUAAAGCAAAGUUAAUCGAAUCAACCGAUGAGCUAGAUAAUAACUUGGAGGGUAUUAUGCAGCUUCAGCGUAGACUUGGUGGAUUACAACGCGAUUUAAAUGCUAUUGAGGCUAAGGUUAAGCACUUGGAUGAACAAGCCCAAGAACUUACUGAAGCAAAACCAGAAACUCAAGCUGUUGUUAUAGCUGAAAAAGAGAAGAUUCAUGACUUAUGGAAUGAACUGAAAGAGAUCGUAAAAGAAAGAGAUGAUCGACUUAAUGAUUCAAGCGAAUUGCAACGUUUCUUACAAGAUUUAGAUCAUUUCCAAAUCUGGCUUCGUCGCACACAAAUCACUGUAGCUUCUGAAGAGGUUCCAAAUAAUUUAGAGGAGGCGGAGACCCUUUUAGACCAACAUGAACAAUUAAAAGCUGAAAUCGAUGGAUAUGAAAAUGACUUUCAUCGGCUUAUGGAUUUCGGCAGACGUGUGACUGAAGUUCAGACAGAUGCCCAAUACAUGUUUUUGGCCCAGAGGUUAGACGGUAUCGAAGAAAAUUGGGAAGCUUUACGAAGAAUGUAUGAAAACCGCACCGCAGCAUUACAAGAAGGUGUCGAAGCCCAAACAUUCUUUAGAGAUGCUUUACAAGCGGAGGUCCUUCUAGCAAAAAUGGAGAAGGUUGUUUCCAAGGAAGAAGCUCCUAUCAAUUUGGAGAUGGCACAAGAAAAUCUUCGUAAUUUUGAAACCUUCCGAACGUCAUUGGUGCCAACCGAUGAAAAAAUUGACAAUGUGUUGAAUGAUGGUGCGAAAUUGGUUGGUCGUGGAAUUUUCCCUACUGAAAAGAUUCAAAAUAAAUGUGAACAACUUAAACAACGACGAGACUCUCUAAAGAGGCGAGCAGAUGAACAUGGUCAAAAACUCAAAGAACAGUUACAUCUACAAGAAUUUUGUCAGGACGUUGACGAUGCUGAAGAAUGGCUUGCUGAGAAAGCUAUGGCUAUUACAGAGCAACCGGCACCUAUUGCUCGAAGCAUUGCUGCAUUAUAUGGACGAUUUAAGGCGUUUGAAGGCGAACUUGAUGCCAACAAGGAGAAAAUUGCCAAAGUUAUUGAAGAGGGAGAAGAGCUUAUUGUAGCCCAUCCUAUGCUUCAAGUCCAAGUCGAACCGAAAAUAUCUGCCUUACGUAAGCAGUGGGAAGACCUUAACACCACUACAGCUGAUAAGAGCGCGAAAAUGGCAGAUGCUAACAGAGAAACAUUAUUCGAUGAAACUGCUAAGUCUAUGCUUACAUGGAUUACUGAAGUUAGCUCACAAAUAGUUACUACUACAGAAGAAGUUACUGAAGAAAUCGGUCUCGUUGAAAUCAAUGAACAUCUCAAAGAUCAAGAACGCAAGGAUCAAGAAUUGGCUGCCAAACGCCGAAUGCUUCAAGAUAUGGCGACUCAUGCAGAAAAACUCAAAGAACAAUAUCCUGAACGUCGUGAAGAGUUUGAACAAGUUCACCAGGAAGUGCGUAUUCGUCUUACUGAAUUAGAAGCUCCUCUAGCUGAUCGCCGUGAUCGCCUUGUUAAACAAAAGAGAGUACGUCAAUUCUUACGAGAUAUUGAAGACGAGAAGGACUGGAUUAAAGAAAAGUUGGCACUUAUUGAAGACUCAUGCAAGCUUGGAAGUUCAUUACUUGCCACACAACAACUUAUAAGACGUCAUCGCAUGCUGUCUAACGAAGUAGAUAAUCACCGUCCACGUAUUGAUGCCGUUUGUCACGAAGGCGAACAAAUGAUACUUGAAGGUCAUCCACGAAGCGAUCGAUUCCGUGAAGCCAUAGAUGAAUUAUGGGUGUUAUGGGAACAAUUACAACAUGUAGUAGGAGAAAGACAAGAACAAUUAACACGAAAUGAAGUUGCACAGCAGUAUCUGUUCGAUGCAAGCGAAGCUGAAGCUUGGAUGGGAGAGCAAGAACUUUACUUAAUGGGUGAUGAACGUGCAAAGGAUGAACAAGGCGCUAAUAACGCAAUUAAAAAGCAUGAACAACUACAAAAAACUGUAGAGAACUAUGCCACAGAAAUCCGUGGAUUAGGUGAACGAUGCCAGGCUUUAUUGGAAGCCAAUCAUCCUGAGUCUGAAGCUGUUGUCGCUAAACAGGCACGCAUUGACAAGAUGUAUGCGGGUUUACGUGACCUAUGUAGUGAACGCCGGGCAAGGCUUGAUGAGAUUCUGAAGUUGUAUCAUCUCUUACGAGAUAUUUUAGAUCUUGAGGCUUGGAUUGCAGAACGUAUCUUGGUAGCAAGUAGUCAUGAAGUUGGUGCAGAUUACGAACAUUGUUGUUUACUUCGAGAACGUUUCGCCGAAUUUUCUCGUGAAACAAAUGAACUUGGAAAAUAUCGUAUUAGUGCAGCGAAUGAAUUAUGUAACGCCCUUAUUGGUCAGGGUCACAGCGAAGCUGCUGAAAUCGCCAGUUGGAAGGAUCGAAUUAAUGAAGCAUGGGCUGAUCUACUGGAGCUCAUUGAUACACGUAUUCAACUUUUGAAAACUGCAUGGGAUCUACAUAAAUUUUUGGCAGAUUGCCAAGAUGUUCUCGAUCGUAUUGUCGACAAAGUCAGCAGUAUUCCAGAAGAAGUUGGACGUGAUGCUAAAGCUGUCGCUGCACUUCAACGCAAACACAAUACAUUUGAAUGUGAACUGGCACGUCUUGGAUCACGAGUGGAAGGGAUCGUAGAAGCGGCUAAUAGCUUACUACCGUCUUACGCCGCAGAUAAAGAGCGUCUUAUAUGUGACCGCCGGGACGAAGUUAUUCAUGCAUGGCGACAACUACAAUGUGCUGCGGAACAACGUAAAGCACGCUUACAUGAUGCCUCUGAUGUCCAUCGUUUCUUCUCUAUGGUACGUGAACUUCGUUUGUGGAUGGAUACUAUUCGUAUGGAGAUGACUACUAAAGAAAAGCCAAGGGAUGUAUCCGGAGUUGAAUUGCUGAUGAAUAGUCAUCGUAGCCUAAUGGCUGAAAUAGAUGCUCGAGAGGAAAACUUCAGCAUUUGCCUAAGUUUAGGUCGAACUCUUCUAAAUCGUCGACAUCCUCAAGAAGAAGAAGUCAGAAAAAAAUGCAUUCAGCUGGUAACUGAAAAAAUUUUGCUGAAUGACCAAUGGGCAGAGCGAUGGGAAACGUUAAGUCUUCUUAUGGAGGUAUAUGAGUUUGCUCGGGACGCUGAGAUAGCAGAUACUUGGCUUACGUCACAAGAAGCUUAUCUUAAUAACACUGAUCUGGGUGAAACGUUAGAUGAAACCUUAGCAUUGUUGAAAAAACAUUUUGCAUUUGAACGUGCAGCCGCUACACAAGAAGAACGUUUCCGAGAGUUAGAGAAACUUACAACUCUUGAAUUGAAAGCACGUGAAAGAACUCCAGAAACCGAGGCUGCCAGGCAAUUGGAAAAAGAAAGGAAAAUAGCUGAAGCUGUUAGAGAAUUUCAGCCACCUCCACCUCCUGUGUCCAUACCUGUACAAACGCCGGUUUCAGAGGCUGAUAGGCGGGCUGUGGAUAUCAGAGAUGCUGAACAAGGUAGUAGUCGUCUUCCGACGGUAACCACCCCAAGACAUGAACGUGGAAGUUCUGAUGUUGGUAAACCUGUUCCUCGUGACUUUGAAGGUGUUUUAACACGUAAACAUGAAUGGGAAACAGGCACAAAGAAAGCUUCUUCUCGCUCUUGGCAUGAGUUGUAUUUUGUCCUCUCUGCAACGUCUUUCACACUUUCUGCCUAUAAAGAGCAAAAACAUGCCAAAGAAAGACCUGGGGAUUUAUAUCGGCAUGAACUCCCUGUUAAUUUAGUGGGCGCUUCCGCUGCACCUGCGUACAACUACGCCAAACGCUCUUUUGUAUUCCGUCUCAAACUUUCGAACGGAGGUGAAUCUCUAUUUCAAGCACAUUCUGAAAAACAUAUGCAUAGCUGGGUUCAAGCUAUUAAUGCAGUGGCAUCAAGUGCAAGUGGGCAACCAAUGGAGUCUUCUUCAUCUGCUGGGGGACGAGCUGCCACGUUACCUUCUGGAGUUGCUCCUGAGUCUCAAGUAGCUAGUAGCUCUUCUGCUCCCGGGAAGAAAAAGUUUUUCACUUUAGGUCGUAAAAAGUAGUUGAUCUUUUAUUGAAUGUGCUUGUGAUACUUUUGUUGAGGUAGUAAAAAUAACUUGUGACUAUCCCUUGUCACUCACUCACUAUCGUAGCUUCUUAAUAUAGGCUCACAAAGUGCACAAGCAAUUAACUUGUCCGUGUUUUCCUUUCGCUUUAAAUAAACGCGCGCGCGCAUUUUCGUAUGAUUUUUAAACAUCCGCCUCGUUUUUUAAGUCUAUUGGUUUCGGAAGUUUUUUUAUAAAUAUGUAAGCGCGUUUAUUUUACCUCCGGUUCAAAGGCCAACACAUACAUACACAUAUAACUUCUUUAAUUAAUCACCACGUUGUUGCUGAUACUGUUGCUUUUUAAAAAAUAAUCGGAAGCAUAAAUUAUUCUUGAGAUAUUUUAAUAAUAAUCCUCAGUUUUAGGAUGUUAUUAUUGUUAUUAUCGCUAUAGUUAUUCUAUUUUAUUUUUUGUAAAGUUAUUCAAAUAAUCACUAAGUUAGUUUAUUCAUGUAUUUGUUCGUUUCUCUGUUUGUUUGUUUCUGAUUCAUUUUUAUUCCAUCACUUCAAGCUUACAACAUUAUACAUACAUACGAUGAUACAUUUACAUUGAUUACGAAAAAAAAGUAAUGAUAAUAAGCAGCCAACUUGUUAAUUUCCCAAUAAAUAACAAUACAUGUGCAUUUUCGCUUUUUUCUGUUGUUAUAUUUCACCCUUUUCUAAUAAUGAACUGCUUUAAAGAAAUUAUGAUUUCGGUUAGUUUGGUUUUAAUUUUUUUUGUGUAUUUGUUCGCUUGUUCGUCUAAAAGUAACAACUAUUGAUCAAAUUAUGAAUUAGUACUACUCAUCGUAAUAAUCAAUUAAGUCACUAAUAGUCUACAUGUUUCC
Molecule: messenger RNA, 7931 nt
Organism: Schistosoma guineensis
Lineage: Eukaryota; Metazoa; Platyhelminthes; Trematoda; Strigeidida; Schistosomatidae
Source: the annotation of a GenBank genome assembly